This is a messenger RNA of Nanorana parkeri, 900 nucleotides long. RefSeq names its product neuralized E3 ubiquitin protein ligase 3 (gene NEURL3). The transcript is spliced from 4 exons. The record is from RefSeq and is a predicted model, not a curated record. The coding region runs from base 1 to 900 and encodes 299 amino acids. NCBI's taxonomy places the organism in Eukaryota, Metazoa, Chordata, Amphibia, Anura, Dicroglossidae.
AUGGGGCUAACCUGCAGCUCGGAGAACGAUGCUUCAGAGCUCUCGUUUCACCCGCACUGCAGAGGCUCUCAUAUCUCCCUGAACUGCUGCCUCCACCAGGCAACACGGUUCCACAGCUUCCAUGAUGGGCUGGUCUUCUCCAAUCGACCGCUGCAGCCCAGAGAAAAGGUCCGGAUUAAAGUUCUGGAAGAAGAGUUAAGCUGGCAUGGUGCUCUAAGAGUGGGCUUCACCACUGUGGAUCCCAACAAGAUCAGUGCUAGUUCCUUACCACCAUUUGCUUGCCCAAAUCUUCUUGUCAAUCCUGGGUUCUGGGCUAUAGGUAUACCGGAAGAACUUUGUGAGAAGGGAGCUGAACUGUGCUUCUGGAUCAAUCGAAAGGGACAGGCACUCUUUCAAAAGCCUGGGAGUUCUCAACCCAAAGUGCUUUUCUCAGGAAUUCCAAAAAGAACUCCAGUCUGGGUCCUGCUGGAUAUCUAUGGAAGGACAAAGACUGUCAAACUAAUUAAUGGCCAAUCGAAGCAGACAGAAUCUCAUUGUUGCUGCCGCCGCCAACCUAGCAAAGGGUUCCCAGAAAAAUGUACAAGGGGGAAAUCACUAUCAACUUUGGACAUAACUUCAGAUUCCAGGGUCCAGUGUUUGCACAAAUCCACCACAAUGAACUUUCACUCAGAAUCAGGAUACCCUCCAUUUUACAAGGAGGACAAUGCUCCCUGUGUAAUCUGCCAGGACAGACUAGCGGACACUUUGUUAUUACCCUGCUUGCACAGCAAUUUCUGUGAACAGUGUGCAGUGAGGGUGAAAAGUGAGAAAAACCUCUGUCCAUUGUGUCGUCAAACCAUUGUACAGUCACAGAAGGUUGGAACACUACAGCAGCUCAUGGAAUUCCUCACAGCUACCUAG